Messenger RNA from Talaromyces marneffei, 2022 nucleotides. RefSeq lists its product as uncharacterized. Bases 1 to 2022 code for a protein of 673 amino acids. Gene Ontology annotation, molecular function: protein binding. NCBI's taxonomy places the organism in Eukaryota, Fungi, Ascomycota, Eurotiomycetes, Eurotiales, Trichocomaceae. The record is from RefSeq and is a predicted model, not a curated record. The transcript has 2 exons.
AUGGCUGGUUCUUUCAAGACACCAAUGGUGCGCAGAAGGGAUGACGGACUUCAGCUAAGCUAUUCACUUCCUCAUCGCGUCUUCACUUCGAAACCAUAUCCUGUGCUCACCCCGAACGGCUCGUCCAUUUUCGUCUACGGCUACGACAACGGCUUGAGGAUAGUCUGGAGAGGAGGCAGGUCUUUUCUUUCUUCUCCUAUACAAAAGAAUGCACCGAAUACUCGCCGGACGGAGGCCGCGAGCAAACCUCAUAAUAAUGAUGAUUCGAUUAUGAUUAUUGAUUCGGAUGACGAGGAGCCUGCUCCAGCUUCCAGCAACCAAGACAACAUAGAGUACGAAUUCUUCGACGACGAAGAAGUCGAGAUCGAGCCAUCGCGACCGUAUGAGCCUAUCAUUCGACAUGUGGAUAUUCCUCUGGGUACAAGGGUUCUCAAAGUAGCAGUGCCUUCGCUUCUGCCAGAAACAGCACGUUCUUUGGGAUAUACUGUGCCUCCUAUUCUUACGACAUCGAUCGUUCUGUCUGUUGCAUGCGCAGACUCGAAGCUGAGGGUUAUCAGUUUGCCACUGACGCCUCCGCAUCCCAGCACGAAGGCUUCUGAUCUGAAAAUCCAAACAUUGACGUUAGAUGCUACUGUAUCACAUACCGAAAUCCCCAAGGGCGUUUCGAUUACUUUUACCUGCGAGACAGACGAAAAAGACGAGGAUCUUAGCCGAAGCAGGUCACAACAAGUGCCAGCUGCAACUGGACAAUGGAGUUUGUUGGUCGCCACUCAUGCUGCCGAAGCGUCUGGAACAUUACUCGUUUACAGCAUACCCAUUGGACAGGCCGCGAAUGGUUCCUAUACAUUACCGACCAAAAACAUAAAACCACCACAAAAACACCUUCUACCGGCCUCAGCGGGGUCUAUUUCUUUCAACCCUUCUCCAUACCCUUCGGCGCGACACGCGCACCUGCUGGUAUCGGUUCCCGAUGGGUAUGUGAAAAUUCUAGCGUGUACUACAUCCUCAAAGGAGAGUACAGAUAUUAGUGCAGACGAGAAAGCUGGGCGAGAAGGAAAAUGGCUGCUCACGUUAUAUCCCGGGUUUGAGCAGUCGCCAAGUGCUCUGGGUCGAAGGAAGAUGAUUGUCGACGCUGCCUGGGUUCUUUCCGGGAGAGCCAUUAUGGUGCUUCUUUUUGGCGGGGAAUGGGGUGUAUGGGAUAUUGAAGGCGCUGGUCCUGGCUCUGAGCCUGGGCCUCUUGUCGGUCAAUCCAGCAUACACGGCAUAACCGGGGGGGCUUUGACUGCAUUCUCGGUCAGUGGUCGCCUUCUCGGUAGUCCACUAGCAAUAAACAGAUCUCAAAUUGCAGUAAGUGAAAGUCAAUCGGAGCAACGAGGAAAAUUUGCUCCCAUGACUCCGUCAUCACGGCGGGUUCGCGAAGACACAUUGUUCAAGGGCGCUCAGCCUUUAGCUACACCGUCUUCUGAUGGCGAGAUCUCUGUCGUCCAGAUAAAUUCUUCGCGAGCCGCCAUGGCCGAGGAAUCGAUUCUGAUUCGCCACGGAGACCAAAUCGCCACCAUCCCGAGCUUGCUGUCUCUAUGGAAGAAUUCGGUCAAAGCUACAGGCACAUUUGACGCGUCCAACCGUAGUCGCGUUUCGCCUUUGGGAGGAGUAAGUCUGUAUGGUGAGAGACUGACUGGUGUUGCACAUCUGCCCUCGCCCUUCCGAGCAGAAAUCGAUAACGGCGACCGGCAAGAAUACGAAAUACUUAUUGCAGCUGAACAUCGUUUGAUUAUUCUCGGCCGUGAUCUCUCACAAAUAGCAACCUUGACAGCACCGAAACGAGCAGUCGGUCACUUACCCGUGACUCUGCAACCCAGCGCAGAAAGUGAUCAACUCAAGCUCAGUCAAGGACAGCUCGAUGUUGACGGCAUGAGUCGUGUGUUGACCAGUAUGUCAGGUGCUCUGCAGCCUGCUUUGCAACCUACUUUGCAUUCAAAUGGAUUUAAAAGUCCGAUUAAGCGAGCUCGCAUUUUUUCAUAG